Molecule: messenger RNA, 2775 nt
Organism: Pseudozyma hubeiensis SY62
Lineage: Eukaryota; Fungi; Basidiomycota; Ustilaginomycetes; Ustilaginales; Ustilaginaceae
Exons: 2
Coding region: 1-2775 (924 amino acids)
Biological process (GO): protein import into nucleus
Cellular component (GO): cytoplasm; nucleus
Molecular function (GO): nuclear import signal receptor activity; small GTPase binding
Source: RefSeq, a predicted model, not a curated record
AUGACAUCAAAUUGGCAGCCAUCUCAGCAAGGGCUCACCGAGCUCGUCCAGCUCUUCCGUGACUCGCAGAGCCCACAGAUGGAUGUCCAGGAGAGAAUCGCCCAGCGCCUCGACACAGUCAGCCAGAUCCCAGAUUACGCCAACUACUGCGUCUUUGCAUUGACAUCCCUCACCACCGAAGACCUCGCUACCCGGUCCGUAGCCGGCCUCAUCCUCAAGAACCACAUCCUCUUCCACAAUGAUCUCAUCUCGCCCGAAUCGUUCGAGUACGUCAAGCAAGCCAUCAUCCCUGCGCUCAGCUUGCCAGAAGACAUGCUCCGUCGCACCGCAACCCAGGUCGUCUCCAUGCUCAUGACCAUCCUCACACCCCAGGGCUGGCCACAAGGCCUCUCGAAGCUCGGCGAGCUCAUGAGCUCCCAAAACACCGACGAGGCAGAGGGUGCCUUCAGCUCAUUAGCCAAGAUCUGCGAGGACAUCCCACGGGAGCUCGAGAUGUGCGACAUCAACGGCGUCAAGCCCAUCGACAUCCUCAUCCCCAAAUUCAUCGAAGCCACCCAACACACCGACUCGCGCAUCCGCAUGCACGCGCUCAACUGCCUCAACCAGUUCGUCCAGAUCGGCUCCGCGGCGCUGCAGAACCACAUCGACACCUUCCUCGCCGCCCUCUUCAAACGUGCCAGCGACGAGAGCGCCAACGUCCGCAGGUACGUCUGCCAGGCGCUCGUCCUCAUCCUCGGCGUCCGACCCGACAAGCUCAUCCCCGAAAUGGACAACGUCGUCGAGUACAUGCUCUACUCGACCCAGGACAAGGACGACGACGUCUCGUUGGAAGCAUGCGAGUUCUGGCUUCAAUUUGCAGAGGAGCCAUCGCUCAAGGACAAGCUGCGUCCGUACCUCUCCAAGAUCGCACCUGUCCUCCUAAAAGGCAUGGUCUACAACGAGCUCGACCUGCUCAUGCUCGGCGGAGACGAGGACGACGCCGCAGUGCCAGAUCGCGCCGAGGACAUCAAGCCUCGACACUACGGCGGCGGUGCGCACAAGAACGAGCACCUCGACGAUGCAGCCAACGGAGGCGCUUCGGGCACCGGCAAGUCGCGAGCCGCCAUCGAGGCGCAGGACGACGACGAAGACGACUUUGACGACGAAGAUGAAGACGACGAGGACGACGACGGCAUCUCGGACUGGAACCUCCGCAAGUGCUCCGCUGCCGCUCUCGAUGUCAUGGCGGUCAAUUUCGCCGACGAGCUGCUCGAGAUCCUGCUCCCCUACCUCAAGGAACGCCUCUUCAGCGACGACUGGCUGCAACGAGAGUGCGGCAUCCUCGCACUCGGUGCCAUCGCAGAGGGCUGCAUCGCCGGCAUCCAACCGCAUCUGCCCACGCUCGUGCCUUUCCUCAUCAACAGCCUCAAGGACUCCAAACCGCUCGUCCGCUCCAUAACAUGCUGGACUCUCGGGCGAUACUCGAGCUGGUGCGUUGCUGCCGAGACGCCAGAGCACCAGCAGCAGUUCUUCGUGCCCGCCAUGGAAGGUCUGCUCAACAUGGUCCUCGACAACAACAAGCGCGUUCAGGAGGCCGGCUGCAGCGCAUUUGCGACGCUCGAAGAGGAGGCGGGCCGCAGCCUCGAGCCGUUCCUCGAACCCGUCCUCAAGACGCUCGUGUUCGCAUUCGACAAAUACCAACAGAAAAACCUGCUCAUCCUCUACGAUGCGCUGGGAACGCUCGCCGACUCGGUGGGCUCGGCAUUGAAUCGACCUGAAUACGUCGAGAUCGUGAUGCCGCCAUUGAUCGCAAAGUGGCAGGGGCUCGACGACACGGAUCCCGAUCUGAUUCCUCUGCUGGAAUGCAUGUCGUCGGUCACCAUCGCCGUCGGACCCGGCUUCUUGCCCUACUCGCCACCGGUCUUCCAGCGCUGCGUCGGCAUCGUGCACGAGAACCUCGCCGCGGCGGAGGCUGAAUCGCUCAAACCGGCCAUGGAACAAGACGUGCCGGAUCGCACCUUUAUCAUUGUCGCACUGGAUCUGCUGAGUGGCUUGACGCAGGGCCUCAACACGACGGUACGCGAUUUGGUAGCUGGCUCGCAGCCAUCGCUCUUGCCGUUGCUCAGCCACUGCAUCACCAACGUCGAGGCGCCCGUGCGGCAGUCGGCGUAUGCCCUGCUCGGCGAUCUGGCCAUCUCGUGCUUCGAUUUGCUGAAACCGUUCCUUCCAUCGAUCAUGCCCGAGCUCAUCCGACAGAUCGAGCCGGAACCCAAGAUGGAGAACGUCUCCGUGUGCAACAACGCGGCCUGGGCGGCGGGUGAGAUCGCGCUGCAGUACGGUGCGGAUCCAGAGCUGACGCAGUGGGUGGACGAGCUGAUCAAGCGGCUCGUGCCCGUGCUGCUCUCGACGAAAUCGGUCAAGUCGCUUUCCGAGAAUGCAGCGGUGACCAUCGGCCGACUGGGUCUGGUGCAGCCUCAGCUGGUGGCGCCGCAUCUCGAGGUCUUUAUCGAAUCGUGGUGCCAGGCGCUGUGGGACAUCAAGGACAACGACGAGAAGGACUCGGCGUUCCGCGGACUCUGCGAGAUGAUCCAGGUCAACCCGAACGGCGCCGCCAAGGGCUUCGUCUACUUUUGCAACGCCGUGGUCAGGUGGUCUACGCCGAGCGCCGAGCUGAACGAGAUGUUUAGGAAGAUCUUGACCGGGUUCAGGGAUAUGAGCGGUGCGCAGUGGGAGGUGCAGAAGCAGCAGUUCCCGCCCGUCAUCGUCCAGAGGUUGGCGGAUCGAUAUGGGCUGUAG